Molecule: messenger RNA, 1002 nt
Organism: Colletotrichum siamense
Lineage: Eukaryota; Fungi; Ascomycota; Sordariomycetes; Glomerellales; Glomerellaceae
Gene: ESF2
Product: Pre-rRNA-processing protein ESF2
Exons: 1
Coding region: 1-1002 (333 amino acids)
Biological process (GO): small-subunit processome assembly; endonucleolytic cleavage in ITS1 to separate SSU-rRNA from 5.8S rRNA and LSU-rRNA from tricistronic rRNA transcript (SSU-rRNA, 5.8S rRNA, LSU-rRNA); endonucleolytic cleavage in 5'-ETS of tricistronic rRNA transcript (SSU-rRNA, 5.8S rRNA, LSU-rRNA)
Cellular component (GO): nucleolus
Molecular function (GO): RNA binding
Source: RefSeq, a predicted model, not a curated record
AUGGCUCCCGAGAAGCGAAACAAGUUCCUCGACGCCGACGAGAGUGAAGACGAUCUCGACCAGGGCUACGACUCCGAGGCCGAGGACCUGCGCAAAGGAGGUCGCAGCGCAAAGAGACGCAAGGUCGACUCGGACGAAGAAGACGAUUUCAGCGACGAGGAGCGUGAAGUUCCCACCGUUGCCGCCGAAGACGACGAUGAGGCAGACGACGACGAUGAAGCCGCAGACGCAUCAACCUCAAAAAAGCCCACCACAAAAUCCCCCGCAGACCUCCUCCCCGACGUCACCCGGCCCCUCACGAACAAGAACCUCGUGCAGUCCGAAGAGGCCGUCAAGAAGUCGGGCGUCGUCUACAUCUCGCGCAUCCCGCCCUUCAUGAAGCCGCAGAAGCUGCGCUCGCUGCUCGAGCCGUACGGCAAGAUCAACCGCAUCUUCCUCGCGCCCGAGGACCCGGCGGCGCACGCGCGGCGCGUCAAGGCCGGCGGCAACAAGAAGAAGUCGUACACGGAGGGCUGGAUCGAGUUUGUGCGCAAGCGCGACGCCAAGGCCGUGUGCGAGCUGCUCAACGCGCGCACGAUCGGCGGCAAGAAGGGGUCGUACUACCACGACGACAUCUGGACGCUCAAGUACCUCAAGGGGUUCAAGUGGAGACACCUCACGGAGCAGAUCGCGGCCGAGAACGCGGAGCGGACGAGCAGGAUGCGCGCGGAGAUUGGCAAGGCGAGCAGAGAGAACAAGGAGUUUGUGCGCAAUGUGGAGCGCGCGAGGGUGCUGGACGGGAUUGCGGCUACGAGGGCGAAGCGCGGGAAGCAGCAGGAGAAGCAGGGGGCUGGCGCGGCGGAAGCGCCAGAGGCGUCUGCUGGCGGCGGCGGCGGGGAGGGGGAGAAGAAGAGGCGGACGGUGUUCAAGCAGAUACCCCUGGCGGAGAGGAAGAGCGGCGAGGCUGCUGCGGCUGGGAAGCCGGCGGGGGAUGUUGCGAGGGUGCUCGGCAAGAUCUUUUGA